GUAAAACAUUGUGUUUCAUGAAGCAUUAAAACAUUUUUUGCCAAAAUAAAUGUUGUCAAAUGUUUCAUACUUCAUUUUGCCAUAAAGAUAAACAAAUUGCUGGACACAGUUUUAGUGGUAUUCAGAUAAUAGUGGAUAAUAGAAGAUAUCAGUAUUAGUAAACGAAACGCAUAGUCACGUGACUUUCACAUAAUCAUCAAUGUUGCUAGUCCCGCGCGGACUCCACGCAAGGUUCGAGAGCCGCCAUAUUGAAAGAAUUAUAAUAGAGGAAGAAGGCAAAAAUAUAGUGAACAAAAACAAAAAAAUUUACAGCGAUCUUGCCUCGAUUUGCUGGAGGACCUGGCCCGAAUAUUAUGCCUAAAGACGAAAGACAGCGUAGCUUGGAUGUACUUGGAUUAGCUAGAAACUGUACAAAAAAUGAAAUACGUUUAGCUUAUUUCAAAAGAUUACUUCAUUGUUUUCCGGACGCGGACGACGAUUCAGUUAAAAGUUCUUCAGAUAAUUUACGGCUAGUUGCAGUUUCUCAAGCUUACUGCAACUUGUCCGAUGUAUUUGAUCCGGAAGAUGUAGACACUGAAGAGGUUUUUUUCAAAUUUCUUCAAGAAAUUUUCAAGGAUGAAAGUGGACAGUUAUUCCAUGUCUUGUUGCAAGAACAUGAAGCCACGAUGUGCGCAGAUGAUGAGUAUAGGUGUGAUGAAGAUGAUUAUGAUGUAGAUAUUAAAAGGGAUUUUGAUAAAUUGGUUGCUGUGCUAAAGAAUUACAAAAGAAAUGGAUCAGAGAUUCCCGAUGAGCUGACCGAGGAAAAGGUUUUCAAAUAUCGAGAUAACUUGUUGAGACUUAGGGAAGAUUCCAAGAAGGAUUCCAAAAAGGUUUGCAGUUAUUUUAAUCUUCAGUCGUCAAAGAAAGGAAAAACCGUACAAAAUCCUGUUGCCAAGCCCAAACCAAAGAGCAAAAAGCAACUUCUAGCGGAGCAAAGGCGACGUGAAAAAGAAAUGGCGAACAUUGCUGUGGAACUUGAAAAGAAAAAGAAAGAAGACGAAGAAAAGGAAAAAGUUCGAAAACAGUUGGAGGUAGAAAAACAAAAACGCUUAGAGGAAGAACGUAAGAAAAGUGAAGCAGAAGCGAGGAGACAAAGGGAAAGAGAACAGAAAGAACGUGAAAGGUUACAAAAGUUAGAACAAGAACGAGAGAAAAAGCAAAAAGAGGAAGAAGAACGUCGUAAGAAGGAAGAAUUGAAGAGGAAAAAACUUGAACAAGAAAGGAUCGAGAAAGAAAAAUUGGAGAAAGCAGCCAAAAUCAAGGCUGCUCAAACUGCUAAAGAAAAAGAAGAACAAGCAAAGAAUAUCAACAAAAACCAGAACAUCAAAAGGAAUCUGACUCAACGUAGUGAUCAAACAUACCCUCGUGAAAUUCCACCAAGAUUUCAACGAAUGUCCAGAAUGAAACAACAACAACAGACAACUUUUCCACAACAACAAAUGUCUUCUGUUUCUCCAGUUUUGCAACAGCAGUCAGUCUCAUCAACAGCAACAACAGCCACCACUGUUUAUCCAUCGCAAGGAAUGUCGUUAACAAAACCUGUAGCAAAACCUGCGCCGCCGAUUGUUGGUAAGAAGAAAGACCAAGAAAGAUGGACUAAAGGGGACUAUACGGGAAUUAUUGAGGACGUUCAGGAUGAUGCAGGGUGGUCCAAUGCACCACCAGCUGUUAGCACAGAAGAUUGGGAUGAUACUAGUGAAGAUUGGGGAUAUGAAGUUACAUCAUUGGAGGAUAAACCUGCAGAUGACGAAAGGGUAAUUGUGGAUAAGACAGAUCAAGAUUCAUGGCCUUCAGUGCAAGGCAAAGACGAGAAAGAAGGAUUUGUUAGCGAUGAGAAGGAGAACAAGAGUACAUUUGGGGAUACCUUAGAUGCUGUUAUUGAUGGAUUGGAAGCGGCUGAGAUGAAUUUUAAUGGUAAAUGGAACAAAGAUGGCGCAACAGAUAAUAUUAAAAGUUCAAAUGACUUCAUGAAUGAGGUUGUAGACGUUGAUAGUAUGUCAAAGGUUCAUGGAAAAGAUUUAAGACAAAUUGUUGAAAGAAGUUCGGAGAAUCCAUUGCAAAAUCCCUCAUCUGGAUGGAAAGACUCUAAUCUUAAAAAAACUUCAGAUACAACUAGCUCAGAUUUACAACAAAACCCAUCGGUUUGGAAAACUAAAACUUACGUUGAUUGGCCAGAUAAACCGGAAGUUGGCGACAAUUGGAAGGGAUAUUCAGGAGGUAAAUCCGAGCUCCCAGAGGAGACUGGCUGGGGCGAGAGUAAUGUAAACAAAUCCGUCAAUAAUAAGAACUGGAAUGCUUCGUUGUCCGCGCAGGGACUAAGUAUUACUGGAACCGAGAUCUGGGAUCAGGCAAGUGCUGAUACCAAAGGAUCUGGUGAUACUGGUAAUGACUGGACUGCCCAGGAUAAAAGUGGUAAUGAGGAUUCAAGAUGGGAUUCUGUUAGACAAUAUGAAAAUAGUAACUGGGGCACUUCCUUGUCAAGUGCUGGCUCGAUGCGAAACAAGCAAAAUUUAGGUUAUGAUGAAAAUGCGUGGCUAAGGCGUUCGCUAAAACAGUUGGUAGACAUGGGAUUUAAGGAGGCGGAUGGUGAAAAAGCUUUAAAAUCCAAUAACAUGAGCCUCGAAGGAGCCAUAGGUCAAUUACUCGCCACUCAAGGCACUCCAUCUAUGAAACAAUCGUCGAUAGCUACGUUAUUGCCAUCCGAGUUCAAUGUUAAUGCCGAAAGUACUUCAUCUCAAACGGAUAACAACGAGGAUGUAACAAAAUUGAAGCUGUCUCAACAACAGAACUUAAUGUCACAGAAUUUAGCACCCGAGGCAUUAAAGAACAACGACGAACCUUCUACGGACCCUUCAAAAACUUCUGCUUAUGUUGUUCCGUCUGUUACCUCUACGUCUGUGUCGGAGAGUGCUCGUUCACCGGCAUUAACCGAUCAACGCUCUUUGGAGUAUCUAAAGGAAUCGGAUGAUCUACGGUCUGAUAAAAUUGCUACUUCCGGAAAUAUGUGCAUCCCUGGAAACCAAGAUAACUCCAGGCCACUUUCUUCAACUGGUUCUUCGGGUGUGGGCAACUUGCCUACAGUACAAACAUCCUUACCAGUUGUAUAUCAACAACAGUUAUUGCAACAACAACAACAACAACAACAACAACAGGUACAAAUGCAACAGUUGCGAUUUGCACAUGCCUCUAGAUUAAUGAGGAAUUCUCUCGCAUCACAACCAGUUAUACUGCUUCAACAACUCGCGCAACUUAGGAUUGUUCAACAACAACUCGCUACGCAACAGCAGUUGUUGCAGAAACAACCGCAAACUAACUCAAUGCAAGUACAACAGGUUGCUGUGCAACAGCAACAGAUUGCAGCCAUGAUGCAACAGAUACAACAGCAACUUUUACAACAACAACUCCAGCAACAAACUCAACAACAAUUGACUUCCGGUCAAUUUUCAACUCCCCAACAGGAAACAUUACUUAAUGCGCAACCUCAGUUGCAACAGCUAUUGUUACAACGUAAACAACAACAGCAGCAACAGUUGUCACAGCAACAGUUGUCACAGCAACAUCGUAAACAAACUCCAUUAAAUCAUCAAGCCGAGUUAAGUGAUGAGAGUAAAGACGUUUCAUCAAGGUCAAAUUUUUCAAAGGAAGCUGUGUCUUCAUUAGUUCAAGCAGUUAAUUCUGCUCCAGCGUCACCCAGUACUGGGAAAUCUAGAUUAGGACAAUGGACUCAGAAUUCUAUUCAACCUGAAAGAACCUCUCCCAGUCUUCCUGAUGGAGGCAGUGCGCGUAAUAACCUGCGUUCGUCUCCACAGCCCGACUCUUCACCCCUUAUAUCCAGGUCGACAAACUCUCCUAGUUCAAGUCAAACAUCUUCUAGUUCGGCCCCAGGCCACCGGGUGAUCGACCCAGUCUCCAGUAGAUGGGGUAUCGAUGCUGCUCCUAAACUCUCUGCAGAACCACCAGAGUUUAAACCUGGUGUUCCAUGGAAGUCGCUUCAAGGCAAAGAUGAUAUGGUUGGUGAUAUUUCUCUGACGUCAUCAAAAAUCGUUGAUUGGUCCAGUAGUUCAAAUCAAACGGUCUCUUCAGCUUUUGUUCCCAUUACAACACGAAACAACAUACCGUCCUUGAAUCCAAGCUCAAAUUCACAAAAUUUUUCUCAGGCGAAUCAAGCAGCCAUUUGGCCAAGUUCUGUUUCUAGAAAUACAACUUCUCAAAAACAGAAUUCGUUGUCAUCAAACAUUAGACCACCCCCCGGUCUGGGUAAUGACAACAGUUUCCAUAACAUUUCCAACGUUCAUAGUCGUUCUAAUAAUGACUCUAGUUGGGGAAGCCGCAAUGAGAGUCAGAUAAACAAUACUUCACAGUUUGGUAUAAGAACACCAGGACUACAAACGUGGUCAAAUGAGAGACGAGAAGUAGGAUGGCCUGGGACUAGCGGACAGCCGCUUGAAUCUCAGCCAUCUGUUGCCCGAGUAAGCAGCGACUUGCGGGAUUUGAGUAUUUUAGGAGAGACAAUUAUUGAUGGAAACGGAGUGAGUAUGGGAUCUAAACCCGGUUUACCGUCCUCUUACAGCAAUAUAUCAACAUGGCUCGUCAUGAGAAAUGUUAAUCCACUGUUAGAUUCAAAUGCUCUUCGUACACUGUGUCAACAACAUGGUCGAUUGUUGACAUUCAGAUUAAACUCGCGCAACGGAAAUUGUCUUUUACGUUAUGAUAACAAAGAUGAGGCGGCAAAGGCCCAUGGGAAUUUAAAUGGACUUCCGAUAGCCGGCUUGAGAUUGUCGGUUGAUUUUGCAUCUGACUCUGAUAUCGGAAGUUUUUUUGAGCAGAACUCUGACUGGACUUGGCCCAAUGCGCAUGCGUCAUUGCCUAAAACUCAGACUAUUACCGAAUGGCCUGCAUCCAAGCCUUUGCUUCCAGCGGGAAAUUUUUCAUCAGAGCUUUGGUCCUACAGUCAGGCGGGUGGGUUGGCCAGCGGCAGCGGUGUAUGGUCGGCGGCGCCAAGUAGUCGACUAGAUGGCGAACAGUCAACGGGAAUGCCCGAGAACGGUCUUACUAGUCCUUCCAUGGUGACGUUUUUGCCGCCGGGUUUGUUAAACAGCAGCGAGUCGAAUUGAACUGAAAUUUAAAAAUCUUUUAUCUCUUCAUUGUUGUUUAACUUGUUUGUUGGUCUUUUUCGUGUUUGAAAUGUGUAAUUUUGUCAAUAUGUAUGAAAUAGUGCAUUCUGUAUAGAAAAAAAACAUUCAUGAAAAUAAGAGAUGAUCGAUUUAUUAGCAUA
Molecule: messenger RNA, 5314 nt
Organism: Xenia sp. Carnegie-2017
Lineage: Eukaryota; Metazoa; Cnidaria; Anthozoa; Malacalcyonacea; Xeniidae
Product: trinucleotide repeat-containing gene 6C protein-like
Exons: 19
Coding region: 354-5153 (1599 amino acids)
Biological process (GO): miRNA-mediated post-transcriptional gene silencing; positive regulation of nuclear-transcribed mRNA poly(A) tail shortening
Cellular component (GO): P-body; nucleoplasm
Molecular function (GO): RNA binding; protein binding
Source: RefSeq, a predicted model, not a curated record